UUGGCCCAAACUAUUGAACUUCCUCACGUCGGUGAGUCGGUCGUUGAAGGCACCAUCGGCAAGUGGCUGAAAAAGCCCGGUGACAAGGUGGAGCGCUACGAGCCGCUGGUCGAGGUUGUUACCGACAAGGUAACCAUGGAAGUUCCCUCUCCCGUGGACGGCUCCCUGGUCAAAAUCCUGGCCCAGGAGGGUGAAACCGUCCCCAUGGGCGCGCCGAUCGCCGAGGUUGAAACCUCCGACAGCCCCUCUUCUGAAUCAGCAGCGCCGGAAACUUCUGUUUCUCCCACUCAGGUUGAGGCUGCCGCGGUACCAACCGCGCUAGCCACGCCAACAACUGCCCAUACUGAACCGGUUGAAGGGCAAGCUGCGCCCCCCGCCAGCCGUAUUGGUUACCUGAACACCUCCGCCACCAUGAUCGGCCCCACUGGUGGCGGCUCCGGCGACGACAGUCCGCCCGCACCGCCUCCGGAGCAAACCGCCGCCGUAUUGGCGGCAUCACUCGCGGCUCAAGUCGCUAUUGAAACCCCGACAGUUGCUGCGCCCGCCAGCGAUGGCUCUCGCAGGCUGUCCCCCGCCGUGACGCCGGCUGGCCCGGGAGCACGACGUUGA
Molecule: messenger RNA, 609 nt
Organism: Geodia barretti
Lineage: Eukaryota; Metazoa; Porifera; Demospongiae; Tetractinellida; Geodiidae
Source: the annotation of a GenBank genome assembly